AUGUCGUCCUCACACAGAGAUCACCAACAAUCCACGUCGUCCUCACACAGAGAUCACCAACAAUCCAAGUCGUCCUCACACAGAGAUCACCAACAACCCAUGUCUUCCUUACACAGAGAUCACCAACAAUCCACAUCCUCCUCACACAGAGAUCACCAACAAUCCACGUCGUCCUCACAGAGAUCACCAACAAUCUACAUCGUCCUCACACAGAGAUCACCAACAAUCUACAUCGUCCUCACACAGAGAUCACCAACAACCCAUGUCGUCCUCACACAGAGAUCACCAACAAUCCACGUCGUCCUCACACAGAGAUCACCAACAAUCCAAGUCGUCCUCACACAGAGAUCACCAACAACCCAUGUCGUCCUCACACAGAGAUCACCAACAAUCCACGUCGUCCUCACACAGAGAUCACCAACAAUCCAAGUCGUCCUCACACAGAGAUCACCAACAACCCAUGUCUUCCUUACACAGAGAUCACCAACAAUCCACAUCCUCCUCACACAGAGAUCACCAACAAUCCACGUCGUCCUCACAGAGAUCACCAACAAUCUACAUCGUCCUCACACAGAGAUCACCAACAAUCUACAUCGUCCUCACACAGAGAUCACCAACAACCCAUGUCGUCCUCACACAGAGAUCACCAACAAUCCACAUCGUCCUCACACAGAGAUCACCAACAAUCCAUGUCUUCCUUACACAGAGAUCACCAACAAUCCAUGUCGUCCUCACACAGAGAUCACCAACAAUCCAUGUCUUCCUUACACAGAUAUCACCAACAAUUCACGUCGUCCUCACACAGAGAUCACCAACAAUCCAAGUCGUCCUACAACAGAGAUCACCAACAAUCCAAGUCGUCCUCACAAAGAGAUCACCAACAAUCCACGUCGUCCUCACACAGAGAUCACCAACAAUCCAUGUCUUCCUUACACAGAGAUCACCAACAAUCCAUGUCGUCCUCACACAGAGAUCACCAACAAUCCACGUCGUCCUCACAAAGAGAUCACCAACAAUCCAUGUCGUCCUCACACAGAGAUCACCAACAAUCCACGUCGUCCUCACACAGAGAUCACCAACAACCCAUGUCGUCCUCACACAGAGAUCACCAACAAUCCAAUCCGUCCUAACACAGAGAACAGAAAUUAUAAGAGUAUAUUAAAGGGGAUAUAG
Messenger RNA from Ylistrum balloti, 1173 nucleotides. RefSeq lists its product as uncharacterized. The coding region runs from base 1 to 1173 and encodes 390 amino acids. The transcript has a single exon. Gene Ontology annotation, cellular component: extracellular matrix. The record is from RefSeq and is a predicted model, not a curated record. Lineage: Eukaryota; Metazoa; Mollusca; Bivalvia; Pectinida; Pectinidae. Gene Ontology annotation, biological process: extracellular matrix organization.